AUGGAGUUUCUGGGGACCACACAGCUGGCCAGUUACUGCAGCACAAAGAAGAGUUGCCUGUUCCCGGAUCUAGCUCCCACCAGCACCACCAAGGACACCUAUCAGUCCUACUGCCUACCAGGCUACCGCUACCUUAGCUCCCAGAGGCCCGGUCUGCUUCGCAAAGUGGUUUCGGUCCCUCCGAGCUCUGACAAGCAAUUUAAUCACCCUAGGCCACCACCCACUGUUUUGCCUGCAUUACGCUCUAGUCUGCAUGCCCGCUACAGCACUCAUGACUGGCACCAUACGAACAUGGUUCAACUAAAAGGCUUUGAAGCCUCCAGGUGCCGUGCUGGUAGACUGAACGCUGAUUCAAUGAGACUGAUGCAAAAUAAGGAUCAACUGACUUAUCAGAUGCAAGAAGACAGCAGAAGAAACCUGGGAGAGAGGAUCUCUAACAUUGAUUUCUGGAGAUCUGAGCUCACCUAUGAGCUAGAGUGCCUGCUGAAAGAGACCCAAGCCUUGGAAACCACAAAGAAGCGGCUCGAAUGUGCUGUAGAUGAAAUGCAAGGACCACUGAAAGUAGCCCUAGAAUGCUUAUACCACCGUGAGAAGCGGAAGGGUAUAGACUUAGUUCAUGACGAUGUGGAAAAGAACCUCAUCAAGGAGGUUGAUGUAUUCAAGGACUGUCAAGAAAUACUGACAAAACUUGCCCAGAAAAUCACUCAACAGUUGGGCAUCAACAGAAAUGCACAGCAUGCCCUGGAGCAGGAUCUUUCUGACAAAAACUCAGCCCAUUUUAUUGAUGAGAAGUGCUUUAACCUGAGGAACACAUCAGACAGCAUCAGCUUUUACCAUGGAGUGGAAAAAGCAGAUGGGACCGUUUCAGUUCCUGCAACAUGGGCUAAAUACAGUGAAGACAAUAUCAGGUGCUCUCAACAUGCAAGGGCCAACUCUGUCAAGCUUCGAGAGGAUGCAGAGUUUGGACUGGAGAGCGCAUCUGAGGAGAUGUGGAAUCAUUUCCUCAGUACCAACUUGGCCUUUAACAAUCGUAUUGCUGAAGUAGCUAAUGCAAAGAACAAACUCCAAGCACAACUGGCCAAGAUACUUCAAGAAAUCUUCCAGACAGAAGAUACAAUCAUGUUACUGGAGAGAUCCAUAAAGGCAAAGGAGUACCCACUGAAAGUGGCUCAGACCCGCCUGGAGGGAAGAACUAGACGACCCAAUAUAGAACUUUGCCGUGAUGCACCUCAGUUUCAGCUUGUCACUGAAGUUUACACUAUAGAUGACACGCUACAGACCCUAAAGCGAUGUCUGCAAGAAGCCCAUGAUACUCUGCAGAUGCUGAUCCUCAACAAGUCAGAGCUGGAACAUGAAAUUUCUGUGAAGGCAAACUCCUUCUUCAUUGACAGGAAGUGUAUGGACAUGCGCAAAGUCUUCCCCAGCACCCCACGGCUCAUUGGCUACACUUGA
This is a messenger RNA of Gavia stellata (red-throated loon), 1452 nucleotides long. It is a transcript of the gene TEKT5, whose product is annotated as tektin 5. The record is from RefSeq and is a predicted model, not a curated record. Bases 1 to 1452 code for a protein of 483 amino acids. Gene Ontology annotation, biological process: cilium movement involved in cell motility; cilium assembly. Gene Ontology annotation, cellular component: nucleus; microtubule cytoskeleton; sperm flagellum. NCBI's taxonomy places the organism in Eukaryota, Metazoa, Chordata, Aves, Gaviiformes, Gaviidae. The transcript is spliced from 7 exons.